GACGCGAUAUAAGUCCGACUAAUCAAAUCAAUCAACGCUUAUACUAGAUUGUGUUUUAACCUAUGACAUGAUAUUAAUUGCCCCGAAUUAAUCAACUUGGCACGGCACUUAGUGGUCCUACUAGCUCACUGACACGAAGAUGUCCCAGCCCCACAGAAAAAGAAGAAAGAUUGCACUUGCCUGUACUCCGUGUCGUGCGCGAAAGAUCCGCUGCGACGGCGUUGAGCCCACCUGUGGCCCAUGCAAGCGACGAGAGACCUCGUGUUCCUACCCCGGUGAAAACGCAAGGAAGAUCCAGGAUAACCAGUGAGAUGCCGCUGAGAAUAAACCGAGCGAC
Molecule: messenger RNA, 337 nt
Organism: Aspergillus sclerotioniger CBS 115572
Lineage: Eukaryota; Fungi; Ascomycota; Eurotiomycetes; Eurotiales; Aspergillaceae
Product: Zn(II)2Cys6 transcription factor domain-containing protein
Exons: 2
Coding region: 140-310 (56 amino acids)
Biological process (GO): positive regulation of transcription from RNA polymerase II promoter by galactose
Cellular component (GO): nucleus
Molecular function (GO): RNA polymerase II cis-regulatory region sequence-specific DNA binding; DNA-binding transcription factor activity, RNA polymerase II-specific; zinc ion binding
Source: RefSeq, a predicted model, not a curated record